Molecule: messenger RNA, 237 nt
Organism: Cadophora gregata
Lineage: Eukaryota; Fungi; Ascomycota; Leotiomycetes; Helotiales; Ploettnerulaceae
Exons: 3
Coding region: 1-237 (78 amino acids)
Source: RefSeq, a predicted model, not a curated record
AUGGCAAGCAAUACAAUUGGCAACAGUAGGACACAUUUAGAGGAGGUUCGUGGGCUAGAAAGGUGUCAAGAAAGAAUUAUUCUCCUUCAUGGGUUCUCUGGAGUCGAAAACAUGCUUGAAACAGAGUCAUUCUCCCUUCAAUCUCUGGAGUACUACGAAGGCCUGAUGUUCCUUACCACGAAUCGUAUAGAAGCCAACGUUUCAGUCUUCGACUCAGCCUUCGACUCACCCGAUUGA